Oreochromis aureus is the source of this 2227-nucleotide messenger RNA. RefSeq names its product DnaJ heat shock protein family (Hsp40) member C21 (gene dnajc21). NCBI's taxonomy places the organism in Eukaryota, Metazoa, Chordata, Actinopteri, Cichliformes, Cichlidae. Bases 306 to 1889 code for a protein of 527 amino acids. Gene Ontology annotation, cellular component: cytoplasm. The transcript has 12 exons. Gene Ontology annotation, molecular function: zinc ion binding; nucleic acid binding. The record is from RefSeq and is a predicted model, not a curated record.
UGAAAGAAGCAAAGAAGAAAUCUCGCGAGAUUUAGCGGCUUCAGCUCAGACAGUCUUGCACACAGUGGUGUGUAUUACGCUGUCAAAACGCGUUUAAAAGUAACUUCAGAUAUAGAAGCUGUUUGUAAGUGACAGAAACAGUAAACAUGUAAGGGCUAACAUCACACUACUGUCGCUACCGCUAAAUAAGUCUGACUUUUUCAGAGAUACAGCGGGUAUGCUAGCCGGUCGCUAGCCGAAUGCUACCGUUAACCUCGCCUGGGACAACGUGAUCAUUGAUUCUGUUUAUUAGAUUGCUGUUAAAAAUGAAGUGUCACUAUGAAGUGUUGGGUGUGAAACGUGACGCGGGAGACGAUGAUUUGAAGAAAGCUUAUCGUAAAUUGGCCUUGAAGUGGCAUCCUGAUAAAAACUUGGACAAUGCAGAGGAAGCAGCAGAGCAGUUCAAGUUGAUUCAGGCAGCUUAUGACGUCCUGAGUGACCCACAGGAGAGAGCUUGGUAUGACAAUCAUAGGGAGGCUUUGCUGAAAGGAGGGCUCAGUGGGGAUUAUGAAGACGACAGCAUUGACCUGCUGCAGUACUUCACGGUCACAUGUUACUCUGGCUACGGAGAUGACGAGAAGGGCUUUUACACCGUUUACAGGAAUCUUUUUGAGUCCAUUGUUAAGGAGGAGAUGGAACACAGCAAGGUGGAAGAUGAGGAAGAGGAAGAGGAGUUUCCUCCCUUUGGGGACUCGCAGAGUGAUUACGAUACCGUAGUGCAUGUGUUUUAUGGCUACUGGCAGAGCUUCUGCACUCGCAAAAACUUUGCUUGGAAGGAGGAGUACGAUACGAGGCAGGCCUCCAACCGCUGGGAGAAGAGGGCCAUGGAGAAGGAGAACAAAAAGACUCGAGAAAAAGCUCGAAAGGAGCGCAACGAUCUGGUGCGACAGCUGGUGGCCUUUGUGCGUAAGCGCGACCGCCGCGUGCAGGCACACAGGAAGCUGGUGGAGGAGCAGAACGCCGAGAAGAUUAAGAAAGUGGAGGAGCUGAGACGGCAGCAGAAGCUCAAACAGGCCAAACUGGCAGAGGAGUAUAAGGAGCAGAGCUGGGCGGCCAUGUCUGAACUCGAGAAGGAGCUGCAGCAGAUAGAAGCUCAGUACGGAAAAGAGUUUGGAGAUGCAUCUGAAAGUGAGGAAGAGGAGCUGGAGAAGAACAGCGAAGAGGGCGGAGAGGCCGAGCAGCCGGAUGGAGACGAGCUGACGAUUGACGAUUACGAUGAUCUGUACUGCCCAGCGUGCGACAAAUCCUUCAAGUCAGAUAAAGCCAUGAAAAACCACGAGAAGUCUAAAAAGCAUCGGGAAAUGGUGGCUUUGCUAAGGCAGCAGCUGGAGGAGGAAGAUGAUGCACUUGGUUUGAAUCUGGAGGGAAGUGAGAAUGAAAAUGAGGAGGAAGAGGAGGAAGAGGAAAAGCCAAGGCAAAAGCUGUCCAAAAAACAGAAGCGGAAAAGAAAACAGCAGAAAGCGGCCCCACAAAGUGCUCCAGGGGAGGAAGAUGAGGAAGAACCAACACUGACCACCUGUGAGGAAGAUGCCUCCAAGAAGUCAGCAGCAGACUCCACGGAGCCUGAGAAGCAGGAUGAUCUACCUCCCACAGAGGUCAAGAGCACUGGGAAGACGAAGGGAAAGAAGGGAGGAGGAAAAGACAAACCAAAGAAUGUCAAGCAGCACACAGGAGAACAGUUUCCUGAGAAGGAAGUGAACCUCCGCUGUGUCACUUGCAAUAAUGAGUUUUCCACAAGAAACAAGCUGUUUGACCAUCUGAAGUCCAGCGGCCACACUACAGCCCUCUCUGGAAAUACUCCUCAGAGCUCCAUGAGCAAGAGCAAGAAAGACAAGAAGAAGAACAGAUAACACAUCCUGACCGGGACUUUUGAACUUGAAAGAGCUUCACUCAGCAGGGACACUUAAAGGCUUAAAAAACAAAACAAACAAACCUCUAAAGGGGUCUAAAGUGGACAGCACUGGCUGACUCGUAGCUUUGUUUUGUUUUUUUUAAUUACACUAUAAUGUUCAGUAAUACAGUUGUGUCAAAAAGUGAAUCGUCCAGAAUGGAAUGAUCAAACCUUUCCGAGCAGCCUUUCAUAACUUAUGACAGUCUUCAUACUGAAACCAGUGGAGAAAAAGAGUUUUUGAUGUGUAUGUGAUACUUCUAUCUCCAAUAUUAAAUCUGUACAUCUCCAGGAAACCUC